This is a messenger RNA of Prosopis cineraria, 525 nucleotides long. RefSeq names its product late embryogenesis abundant protein 6-like. The transcript is spliced from 2 exons. Bases 82 to 354 code for a protein of 90 amino acids. NCBI's taxonomy places the organism in Eukaryota, Viridiplantae, Streptophyta, Magnoliopsida, Fabales, Fabaceae. Gene Ontology annotation, biological process: embryo development ending in seed dormancy. The record is from RefSeq and is a predicted model, not a curated record.
GGCACUUUCCAGUGUUGUUUCGUUACAAGUUUUAAUUUGAGGAUUUUUAUUGUGAAGAAAGAAAACAAAUACAAGUGAAAAAUGCAGGCUAUAAAGGAAAAGAUUCAAGAUAUGAAGGCCAUGAAAAGUGUAAAGGCUGAAGCCAGAGCUGAAGAAAAGCAAGAGAAGGAACUUGCAAAAUCACAUAUGGAGAUAGCACAUGAAGCAAGGUUGGCAAAAGAAGCAGAAGCAGAAAUGGAGUUACAUGCAGCCAAGGCAAAUCGCAAGGCUCAGAAGGAAUUGGCAAAGCAUGGAGCCAAAAGCCCUAAUCCUACUGUCAUAGAUCCAAACCACCCUGAUUACACAGCUCAUUGAUUCACGUGCACAAAUAAUAUAUUAUGUGUACACACACAUGCAUAUGUAUAUACGCAUGUAUAUAUAAUACUUAUGUAUGUUUGCAUGCAAGCAUGAAAAAAUUAUUGUGGUCAGUCGUUGAUCAAAUGUGUUUUUGUGGUGUGACCAAUUGUAUGUAUUUAUCCAUUUAUG